Molecule: messenger RNA, 1986 nt
Organism: Galleria mellonella (greater wax moth)
Lineage: Eukaryota; Metazoa; Arthropoda; Insecta; Lepidoptera; Pyralidae
Product: proclotting enzyme-like
Exons: 12
Coding region: 158-1735 (525 amino acids)
Biological process (GO): proteolysis
Molecular function (GO): serine-type endopeptidase activity
Source: RefSeq, a predicted model, not a curated record
CGCGGAGUUAAGACGCCGAAGCAUUUUGCAAAGCGACUCCUUGUGGGCCGCACAUCCGCGCGGCGUGCCGUUCUGCUUACCCCUUUUACUCUCUAAACAUUCUUUAUUUUUAUGAUUUAAUUUCGUGAAUGUAGUAAUAACAUUAAUAAUUAAAAACAUGAUGAUAGGUAUUAAAUUAAUAUUAUUUUGCCUAAAUAUUUUGGCGUCGAUUACCGGGAGUGUUUCCAAUGUUCGCAAUGGAUUUUCCGCAAGGGAUGGCGCACUCUACAUUGAUGAUGCAGUUAUUAUAGAUGCUCCUGUGAGCCGAGUAAGACGCCAUGAAUCGAACGGCACUCGAGACGCGAAGCAAAUGUUAUUAUUACAACUGAGACAGUCAGACGGCGAGUUUGGCUUGGAAUGUGAGACAACACUCGGAAAGAAGGGCACGUGUAAAAGCUUCAGAGACUGCUAUCCCCUAUUCAAAGUGGCUGAUUUAUCCGGAUGGGAUGGAUGGGUCAUGGGUCACUACGAUACAUGUAGCUAUAUUAACAAUGACAACACGGAGGUAUUUGGCGUAUGCUGUACAGAACCAGUAGGCACGCCUCCGCAGCAGGAACCUGAUGUUCAACGACUGGGUAUCCUUCCACAAGCUCUCCCCAUGUCAAUACCGCCUAUGCAUUUAUCUGGAUUUUCAAAUGGCAUCCUACCUAAUCUCUUCCAAAGUCACAUUAACGUUCGUCAAAUCCCAGCGCAGUGGCCGCCGACGCUGCCACCAUUACCAACACAUCCACCUGAUCACACUGCGCCGACGCACCCACCCUCAUUUGUUGCAGGCGUCACUACGAAGCCUCCAAGUGCUUCGAUUCCGGGCUCAACGACGUGGGCCACGAAACCGCCAAGUACUACAAAACAGACUUGGCCUCCAAUGUAUCCGACACAACCAAGUAAACCACCGACUAGGCCACCUACUAAGCCACAGCCCGCCCAUGACGGCAGUUGUGGGGUGAAAAAUGGCGCUCAAACUUACCUUCAAGAUGAGGAACGGAUUGUCGGUGGUCACAAUGCAGACUUGAAUGAGUGGCCAUGGAUCGUAGCUCUUUUUAACUCAGGCCGUCAGUUCUGUGGUGGAUCUUUAAUAGAUGACAGACAUGUCUUAUCCGCAGCGCAUUGCGUCGCCCACAUGACAUCGUGGGAUGUGGCGCGUUUAACAGCAAGACUUGGAGAUUAUAACAUCCACUCUAAUGCAGAAACAAGACAUAUCGAAAGGAAAAUAAAACGGGUAGUGAGACAUCGCGGCUUCGACAUGCGCACUUUGUACAAUGAUGUUGCGGUAUUAACUCUAGACCAAACUGUGCCUUUCACGAAAAAUAUUCAUCCAGUUUGUCUGCCCAGUGGAGGGAAGGCUUACUCGGGCCUCAUCGCUACCGUUAUUGGUUGGGGAAGCCUUCGAGAGAGCGGCCCCCAACCAUCGAUUUUACAAGAAGUGUCAAUUCCAAUUUGGGGUAACCCUGAAUGCAGACAGAAAUACGGCGCAGCAGCACCAGGCGGCAUCGUCGACCACAUGCUUUGCGCCGGUAAAGCCAGCAUGGACUCAUGCAGUGGUGACAGUGGCGGUCCGCUGAUGGUAAAUGAGGGAGGACGCUGGACACAAGUGGGCAUUGUUUCUUGGGGCAUAGGAUGCGGCAAGGGACAAUACCCGGGCGUUUACACGCGCAUCACUGCUUUCUUGCCUUGGAUACAAAAGAAUUCGAAGUAAAGAAAUAGGCGAGAAACACUAAGUUGAUAUAUUUUUUAUAAAUGAAAUUGCCAUAAACUGAUUGUGGCGGUCUGUGGAUUUUGUAUAUAUUUAUAUCAAUUGUUUUGAGAAAGACAAUUAAGCGUUCUUGCCUUUCUUAAUAAAUUGAAGAAACAAAAUACGCCACAAAUGUUCGAUUAGCCAUAAAUAUUUAAACUAAAUUAAAGACACGGAAAUGUGCCAAUUUGUGAAUAAAACAUUUCAUUACUUUA